This is a messenger RNA of Plasmodium coatneyi, 2864 nucleotides long. RefSeq lists its product as uncharacterized. The transcript is spliced from 8 exons. Gene Ontology annotation, cellular component: outer dynein arm. Gene Ontology annotation, molecular function: dynein light chain binding; dynein heavy chain binding. Bases 294 to 2864 code for a protein of 856 amino acids. Gene Ontology annotation, biological process: outer dynein arm assembly; cilium movement. The record is from RefSeq and is a predicted model, not a curated record. Lineage: Eukaryota; Apicomplexa; Aconoidasida; Haemosporida; Plasmodiidae.
AAUACUUAUGACGCGACGCGGUGGGGAAAGAAGAAACCACGCGCUUCUAUCGAAUGGUCUCAGAGAGAGAGACCACUCCGUCUGUGCACAUUACAAGGAGGUAAACCUCCAUACUGCUCAUAAAAGGGAAAUAUAGAAAAAAAAAAAAAAAAAUUAAACUGCAGUCUUCGCGACGAAUAAUGUAAAAAGUGAUUGAUGGAUCUUCCUUUAACCAAGUGACCUCCUCGUAGAGAGCUUAUUCCGCGUCCGUUUAAACAGCAGACGCGGUUCAGCCUUCUCCAUACGGAAGCAAAAUGAAGGCAAACAUAGUGGAAAAAAAAAAGAAGAAAAAAUUGCAGGCAGUGCUGGGGGAGGCCAAGGGGGCGGAGGGCGAUGGGCUGGAAAAUGAAAAGAGGAAAGCGUCCAUUCAAAAUGGUAAAAACGAAACUUUCACUCGAUUUCUGUUCCCAAAAAACCCAAGAGCAUUCGCCAACCUGGUUGAGUUUUCUUUUGCGAAUGAGGAGUUCACGUCGGUGGAUCAAGUGGACCACACCGUCUUCCACCUGGACAUGAAAUCAUGCCUAGUGCAACGGGACAGUGAAGAGGGCAAGAAGCAGAUAGAGCUGGUGAAGAAGAAAAUAGAAAAGGCUAAUUCCUUCACGGUUUUGAAAGACAACGACUACGUCUAUCAUAAGCCCAAGAACUGCUUCGAUUAUAUCGAUAGAUACGCACAGACGGUCCCUGUCUCCUUCAAGGACGAAGCGACCAAGACGGAGCCGCAGGAAAUAAACGAAAUCUGCGACACGGUUUGCCAGUCGAUAAUCUACGACGCGUAUUUGCACGAGUUUCAGAAGGUCUCCAACGAGGAAGACAAGGAAAAAGACAGAUAUAAUGAAAACGCAAAAAAUGAAGACGACCGGGGGAAGAAGUACGACUCAAAUGGAGACCUCGGAUUGGACGCAGCAUCUGACGUGGGUUCAGGGCAUCUUUCCGACGAUGAGAAACUUGCAACGGUUCUGUUUUCAUCAGAUAGCUCCAGUAAUGAGGGCUCCGAUGAGGUCAGUGAAGACGACACUGGUAGUGCAGACAAAGGUAGUUGGAACAGCUCUGGGGGGGAAGACACUGGAGAGUAUGAUGUAGAGGAGGGGGAGGACGACCCUGAAAGUUACGAACAUUUGGUUGAACAGAAUGAGGGCAACACGGAUGCUGCUAAUGGUAAUGCUGAUGUGGACGACGCAAAUGACAACUGCAAUGGCGAUGAUGAUGUGGAGGUUAAACAGAUGAACGGGGAGGACGAUGAAGCAGGAGAAGUACGUAAGAAGGAUCAAAAUAAAGACGCCAAUGGUGGCGUAGAACCGAAUGAUGAUGUGAAGGACGGCACGCAGACAAGCACAAUGAGAGGAGCCAAUAACGGAGAGGACCCCCUUGAAAAGACAAAGACAGAUAUGAAAGGGGCACACAAAGGGAGAGUAAAAAUUGGCGAAAAGAACAACACACAACAGGGUCUCACCAAACAUGGGAUGAGGAAAAAAAAAAAGAAAGAAUCCUUCAGUGGGAAACAUGAACUAUAUUUUAUUAACUACAAAGACAUGAAGGAAAAAACACACAACGAGUUAAACUUCAUUUAUAAAGAUGGAAAAGUAAAAAAAAGUGAUGAAAAGAUUUUGCAAAAAAAACGUUUUUUGAAAACAUUAAAACUGAUGGACAGAAUAUACAACAAGAAUAAUGAAGAGGAAAUUUAUUUAAGUUACAAAAACAAAAUGAAUAAAAAUAUCCUAACGAAAUUGUGGAUUUUCUCAAUCCCCUUUUUCAAUCAAUUAGUUGUUACGGAUAUUAAAUUCCAUCCUUUUUAUGAGGAUUUAUUUGCCAUGUCAUUUAAAAAUAAUGACAUAAAAAUAAAUACAGGAAUAUUAUGUUGCUUUACGUUUAAAAAUACGAAAAGUCCAGAACAUGUUUUGAAAACAGAUUUUCCCAUUUAUUCGAUUGAGUGGUCAGCAGUUAACCACUCCGUCAUCAUCAUUGGACUGUCCAAUGGAAACAUAUGCAUUUAUGAUUUAAAAAAAAAAAAAAAUGAACGACUCAUAUUUGAAAGUAAUAUAAAACAAAUAUAUAACAGAGACAUCAUUUCACAGAUUUCUUUUGACAAAAAAAAUAAAUCCUUCUAUUCCAUAUCCUAUGAUGGAAAUAUGUUCUGUUGGAAGUAUAAUAACAAAUUUACUGUAGGGGAUAAAUUGCUGACGCUGAAAAAGGAUUGGGAGGACGACUUUAAGGAUGCCUUGAACUUUGUACAGACGCAAUCGAUCACGUGCAUCGAUUUUAACCCCUUCCAGAAGAACCUCUUUCUCAUUGGGACCACUACGGGGAAGAUAUACCUCUACUCCAGCACCUUCUCAGACAACCACCUGCGUCUCUACAAUGAGCACUCCAUGUCGGUGAAUGCCGUUUCGUAUAACCCGUUCAAACGCGGCAUCUUCAUUUCGGCGUCCUACGAUUGGACCAUUCGCAUAUGGGAUCAGGAGCGCUCACGUUCCCUCCUCGUGCUGGACAUCAAGGAGUGCGUGUAUGACGUUCGCUGGAGCCCCAUAGUGUCGACCUGCUUCCUGGUCAUCAGCUCAGACAACCAUGGCCACCUCCACAUUUACGACCUAAGCGUGGAUAUAAACAAAGCCAUAACCACGGAAGUCAUAACGAAGAAGAAGAAGCUGCGUAAACUUUGCGUAAACAAAUUUAAUGAAGUCAUCCUGAUUGGAGAUGAAAGUGGACUCCUCCACUCUUACAAAGUGUCCUAUUCCUUUAACACGUCCUAUGUGGAUUACCUGCGGGGCAAGCUGGGGCGCUCCUUCCAGGUCCAAAUGAUGAAUUCCUUCCUCACGAAGGUGCAGUAA